UGCUGAUAACAAAUCUGCCCAUGUGAUUACUUGCACAGAAUUGACAAGAACAAGUGAAAAAGAUUUCAUCUAUACUACAAACAAUAACCACCCAUCUUGUUCUUUCCCUUUAAUAAAAAGCCUGCAAAUACUCUCCACCCCAAAAGAGAAGUCUUGUGCUUGCCAAAUCUAGCUUCCUGGAAUACAGUUUCAGGAAUCUGGUUUGACAGUCCACCAUUGGCAAUAUCAAUCCACCAAAGUCAAAAAGAGAAUCUUUCCCUCCCAACAUGCCACAUUGCUACUAGAGCCUCUCAAGCUUUUUCUAUUUGAUUAGAGAAUCAGACAGGCAGUUCCAAGAAAUGGACAAAAUCAGUUGUACGAAGGUUGGCGUUCUUCCAGGUGAGUCCGAGGACAAACCAAGUGGGAAGAUGGGGUACAAGGUUGGCAGCAGAGGGAUCAAAUGUGAGAAGCUGAGGAACCUGAUCAUCAGAGCAGUGAAAACUCACAAGUCGAAUUCCAGCAAUCCUGCUUCUUCUACACCUGGAGAAUCCAGGUUCUGGGCUAUAGGAAUCACAUUGCUGCUGAUUGUGAUGUGGACUUGUGGAAUGCAGUCAAUGGCUUUCCAGAAUGCCAAGUGGCCAGCAGCAACUUUGAAAUUUAUCCAUCCUGCUGUUAUCAUACCUGAAAGAGUUUACCGCAACAAUGGAUAUCUGACUGUGUCAUCCAAUGGAGGAUUAAAUCAAAUGCGUUCAGGAAUUUCAGACAUGGUUACUAUUGCAAGAUUCUUAAACCUGACGCUUGUAGUUCCCGAACUGGACAACACCUCAUUUUGGCAAGAUAACAGUCAGUUUGGGGACAUCUUUGAUGUGGAUCACUUCAUUGAUUCCUUGAAAGAAGAACUUAAGAUUGUGAAAGAGUUGCCUCCAUACCAGAAGUAUAAACUAAAGAGUCGGCCACUGUUUCAACUGGCACCUCGUAGCUGGUCUAACAUGUCCUAUUACUAUGAUACGGUUAGUUUUUCAUUUUUUCCCCGCUUUUUUACCUUCUCAAUUAAACUUUGGUUUAUGGUCCAAGUUCUGCCAAUCUUCAGAAAGUUCGAAAUAGUCCAUUUCCUGAAGACCGAUGCUAGACUCUCGAACAACGAGCUUCCUGAGAAUGUUCAGAAGAUGCGGUGCAAGGUUUACUAUGAAGGGUUAAGGUUCACUCCACACUUGGAGAAGAUUGGGAAGAAGGUCGUGAGCAUCCUGAGGAAGAAAGGUCCCUUCUUGGCUCUUCAUCUUAGAUACGAAAAGGAUAUGUUGGCAUUCACUGGUUGCACCAAAGAGCUUAAUAAGCAAGAAGUAGACGAGCUUACGUCAAUGAGGUAUGCAUGUCCAUGGUGGAAGGAGAAGAAGAUAAACUCGACACAGAAAAGGGAAGAAGGGUUAUGCCCAAUGACUCCAGGUGAAGUUGGGCUUGCACUGAAAGCACUCGACAUAGAUCCGGAGAUCCAAGUCUACAUUGCUGCCGGGGAGAUUUAUGGAAAGGAAAAGAGACUCGAGGGUCUUAGAGCUUUCUAUCCAAAUCUGGUGAAGAAGGAAACUUUGCUACCAAGUUCAGAUUUGGGAGAGAUUAAGGACCAUUCAAACAGGAUGGCAGCAGUGGAUUAUAUUGUGUCAUUGGCUAGUGACAUUUUCGCCCCAAGCUAUGAUGGUAACAUGGCCAAAGUUGUGGAAGGCCACCGCCGGUAUCUGGGAUACAAGACGACUAUACGUUUGGAUAGAAAGGUUCUAGUGACACUGAUAGACAAGUACAAAAGCGGGAAAAUGAGGUGGGAUGAGUUUUCUGAUUCAGUGAAGAAGGCUCACAGAGGGCUAAUGGGUGGACCUGUUGAGAGACUGAAGAUCCCUGGGAAGCCAAAAGAAGAGGAUUACUUCUACUUAGAUCCUGAGGAGUGCUUGCCCAAAAUGUAUCCGUCUUCACAGGGUAAAAGGUCAGACAAGAAAAAGCAUUAGAAGCUCCUCACUUUUCUGCUAAAGAAACCUAGAAGCUGUUUUCUUUUUUCACUGUUACAUUUAGCAUAAGUAGAUUGUAAAGUGGUUAUGCAGUACAGAUAUGAUUUGUAGAGUUGUUUUUCCAACUUUGUAUUAUCUCCACUUUUCUCCAUUCCAAACUGUUAAUUUAUAAAUGGAUAAAGGAAAAGGUUGAUCAUAACA
Molecule: messenger RNA, 2174 nt
Organism: Linum tenue
Lineage: Eukaryota; Viridiplantae; Streptophyta; Magnoliopsida; Malpighiales; Linaceae
Source: the annotation of a GenBank genome assembly